GCAUGGCGUCAAAUGGCCAGUUUUUGCGGUGGAAUAAACACGAAAACAUGAGUUAAACAUUGGAUAUUUUUCGGAUAUUAGGAGGUUACUGAAGCAUUUAAGUCACCAUGUCAAGUCGAGGAAUGAAUGGUUACCAUGUGCUUGCGCCAGCCCAACCAAAUGAGUUCGAGGCCCAGUAUCGCCCGAGUAUAAUAUCCCACCUUCCACCACUCAGCGCAACUCAGCCUGCUUUCAGUGAGAAACCAAAGAUCCUUCACCGCGGCUCUUGGACACAGGCCGCCCCGAUCAAAGAACAGAAAUAUUUCCGCCAUGUUAGCGAUUCCAUCGGGAACAACUACAGCCCAAAUGCACGAGAUCUCACUGCUUCUGUGAUAUACGAAACAACAAAAUUCUGCCAAACCAUUGAAGAGUUACACAACGAGAAUUUGCAAACGCCACGAUCGCACAUCAUACAAAGACGGCUCCACAAUGUCCAUCAGAUUACGUUAGAACUUCCCAUCGGAGGGGGGAAAAGAAGUCCGAUUCCACGUGAAGAUUCACCCAAAUACUCUCGGUUAUCUAGUCAGGGGUACGUCCGAAGUGAGACGUAUGAUGGGACUGAGAACGGAUAUGAUAGCACACUGCCGACCAUCAGUAAGACUGAGCCAGAGAUGACACCAGAUGAGCCGUCCCGUAACACAGUGUCCGGAAAUGAAUCAAGAAGCAUCAACUUCGGCAACAGCAUCACACCGCAGACGGCGGCACCAUCUGCAGCCAAGACUGUCGGUUCGGUCAGCUUUGCUGAUGAUCUCAGCUACGACAGCGGGCGCCCGCCUUCCGGGAUUUUACCAUCGAUGCGGGAACCAGUUUCUGUGGGCGAAAUGCUGAAUGGCACCACCUACACAAUGGAAGUACCAGUGGAGGAGGUACCGGAAGAAGACAUGGAGCAGUCGCCCAACCAAGUUGACCAAUGGCGGGAACACACUGCAGACGAGGAGGCAGUUUUAGAAGUUGUCUUUCCGCCAUUUUUUCACUCCACAACUGGUCUGACGCGGCCUAGUACACCUUUGGAAGAAGAGAAAGAAAGAUACUACAACCUCAUAGAGAAUUCCAUAGAGCCUCACAUGGUGGCACCACUGAGUAAGGAAUGGGUGGAAGGAGCUUCAAAAUUUGUGCCAAAAGAUUUACUCGCUGACUUGCCUGAGACCAAAAAGAAAUUUGUUAAGGAGAUGGACGAGGACUACAAACAUGCUGUCAGGAAGGCUCAGUUGGAUUAUGUCUUGCUAGAUGACAAGGAACAGGAGAGGUUAGGGAUCACACUGCCAAUUAAGAUCUCCAAUUCUGCUGGUCGCCAUAACUUUCCUUGGCAUGAGUUGGUGGAGAGCUCACGUGAUUUCAUGACGACAGAUCUUUACAUCACCCACCCAGUUAUGCCUACUUUACUCUAUCAUUUUGAGACAAAAUAUGGCGAAUUCCGUCUCAUAGACAUCCCCAACCUAAAGCUUGUCAUGCCCCUCACUAUGGAACUCUUCCUCGAGCAUGUGCAAAACUCAAGCCGGCUUGCCUCGGCCAUCCUGCGGACCGAUUGGGCCACGGAAUGCUGCAAUAUCAUCGGCGAGCACAGAGAUGAUAUUGAAGACUGGAUGCCUAUAGGUGAUAAUGAACUCCGAAUGACCAAGAUGGACCACUACUUCAACAGCGUGGCCUCGUUGAUGUCCGUCCUUCUACGGAGCUGUGUGCGCAACUCCAUCUACGACCUCGUUGACCUGUUGGAGGAAUACUCGGAGGGUAAUGAGUACCAAGGCGACUACAACAUCAUGGAUGGGCUAGGCCUACCAAAAAAGUUGCAUCCCCUCAGAUUCUUUAUGGAGUCCAGAAACUUGGAUAAGGUUCCUGUUCAAAGAAGGGAUGAAGAUAUGACCUUGAACGAGAGUACAAAGUUUGUCCCAUCUUUCACCGGCGUCUGUGAAUUCUUCAACACGAUCGUCGACACCAUGGUCGAGAGCGUUUUCAACAUUCCGCGUGUUGAAUACAAGUUGUUUUAUGAGGUGGAAGAAGCGGAGAGAGUUUGCAUCAGCACCGUUAAAGUCGACGAGGAGAUUGUCUUAAAAGCUAAGGAGAGGAUCCAUAGGGUUGUCUUUAGCAAUAGCCAUGGUCCUACUCACUAUGCAAGCAUCUACAACCCAUACAAAUACUUGUUGACGAAAGAGGCCGAUAGGCGGGUGGACAAGUUCAUAAACAAAGAGCGCCACCUACGGGACUAUGUGCGAGAGAUCGAGAACUUGAAAAAGAUGGCGUCCGAUAUUGGGUCGAUGCCAGUCUAUGUGCCAAUGCAUCUGUUCCUGUUGGACUGUGAUACAUUCCAUGAGUGGAUGAUAAAGAGAUCGCGCUCGUUAGCGGAUGUGAUGAUCAUGAACAUCGUCAACAACAGCCGAAAGUUCAACCGCAGCAUCUGUACGCAGUAUGACACGAUAGUGAAGCAUAUCACGUCACAGGCGGAGUCGACAAAUGAUCUGGUUCAGCUGCAGAAUUAUGUCGAUAAUCUGCAGGUUGGAGAGCUGCUCAAACUCAAGGAGAAGCUCGAGAUAGCUGGCGGGAACCUCCUCUUCCUGAUGGAAUAUGCAUAUCUACCCAAGGAUGAUGUCCUGCUCAAUGGUAACACAUUCUCCUGGCCGGAUAGGAUUGUACCUAUCAUUAAAAACAGUGAAAUGAAACUUCAAAAGCAGCAUGACAUGGCCUUGGCCAAACUCGCUGACUGGCAGAACAAGUUCACUGCUAAGCUCGAGGAGAGCCUGAAGGCUGUGAAGGAUUUCUCAAGCAGGGAUCGGAUGUCAGAGGCGGAGACCUACCAGCUGGAACUUCUAGAAAUGGGUGAGAAGGUGGAGCAGUUCAUUGCUGAGAAACUGCGUAUAAAUCAAGAAGAAUCACUCCUUGGUACUGGACAACAGACACCUUACAGCGAGAUCCAAGUCAUUCAGAACAAGAAAGACCCAUAUGAUAAGCUAUGGAACGCGGCGGUCCAGUUUCAUCGCCAGCACGACAAGUGGAUGAAUGGACCGCUGCUGGAGGUCAACGCAGAAGAGGUGGACGAUGAGGUGCAACAACUAUGGAAACUAGCCUACAGAUUGACAAAGACGUUUGGUCACCCUGACAUGAAAGGCCCGUUACGUGCUGCAGCCACCAUCAAGGCCAAACUGGAGAAGUUCAAGAUAAACAUGCCGCUGAUUAAUGCCUUAUGUAACCCUGGCAUUAAGAAUAGACACUGGGCUAUGAUGAGCGAGAAGGUUGGUUUUGACAUCUCUCCGAAGAAAGACACACCCCUGUUUGAAGUGUUACAGAUGAACUUAGAGAAGUACCUGGACGAUUUAUCAGAGAUCAGUUCUCAGGCCAGCAAGGAAUUUGCCUUGGAGAAGGCUUUAACGAAGAUGAAAUCAGAAUGGGAGUCUAUCAUCUUCAACUUCAUCCCGUACAAAGAUACGGGCGUGCACAUCCUCUCGGCCAUCGAUGACGUCCAGGUGCUAUUGGAAGAUCACAUCGUCAAAACGACGACCAUGAAGGGGUCGCCAUUUAUUGGACCAUUUGAAGCCGAGAUCAAUGACUGGGAUCAUCUAAUGCGUCGCAUGAUGGAUAUCCUGGACUCCUGGCUGAAGGUGCAAGCCUCCUGGUUAUACCUUGAACCAAUCUUCAGCUCGGCAGAUAUCAGGCAGCAGAUUCCUACAGAGGGGAAAAUGUUUGAAGAGGUUGACCACCACUGGAGAACCAUCAUGUCAAAUGCUGUGAAGAAUCCCCAGGCUCUCGUCGUCGUCUCACAGGAUCAGAUGUUAGAGAAAUUGCAAGAAUCUGAGACGAUGCUAGAAAAAAUCCACAAAGGUUUGAACGAUUACUUGGAGACAAAGCGGCUGUUCUUCCCAAGGUUCUUCUUCUUGUCAAAUGAUGAACUUUUGGAGAUUUUGUCCGAGACGAAGGACCCGUUGCGAGUGCAACCACAUUUGAAGAAAUGCUUCGAAGGAAUCGCCCAGCUGUCAUUCGAUGCCAACAAAGUGAUCACAGCGAUGGAAUCUGCCGAGAAAGAAGUUGUCGAGUUCUCAAAGAAGAUUGUCCCAGCUGAUGCAAGAGGGCUGGUGGAGAAAUGGCUGCGCCAGGUUGAAGAAGUGAUGAAGCUAAGUCUGCGUGAGACAAUGACAAAGGCCACAGCUGCCUACCCCAACACUCCGAGGAAAGACUGGGUGAUGAACUGGCCGGGUCAGGUCGUGCUGGCAUCUAGCAGUAUACACUGGACAACGGAAGUCACAAACGCGAUCCAAAGUCCAGGUGGGUUAGAGGCCUACUUGGCUAAGAGCCAGCACCAGAUUGAGGAGAUUGUAGGCCUGGUCAGAGGCAAGAUUCCGAAGAUGGCGAGGACAACACUCGGUGCUCAGAUUGUUAUCGAUGUUCAUGCACGAGACGUCGUCUCCAACUUGAAUAACCUCGGCACUCAAAGUCCCCAAGACUUCUCCUGGAUAAGCCAGUUGCGAUACUACUUUGAGGACCAGCUGGUUAUGGUCCGAAUGAUCACCACCACAGUGCCUUAUGGAUACGAGUAUCUCGGGAAUACAGGCAGACUGGUCAUCACUCCGCUAACUGACAGAUGUUACAGGACUCUGAUGGGUGCCCUCCUGCUAAAUCUUGGAGGGGCUCCCGAAGGACCAGCUGGUACUGGCAAGACAGAGACCUGUAAGGAUUUAGCCAAAGCUGUUGCCAAGCAGUGUGUUGUGUUCAACUGUUCCGAUGGCCUGGAUUACAAGGCGAUGGGCAAGUUCUUCAAGGGUUUGGCUCAGUCUGGUGCCUGGGCCUGCUUUGAUGAGUUCAACAGGAUUGAACUUGAGGUAUUAUCUGUGAUAGCCCAGCAGGUUCAGACAAUCCAGAGAGCAGUCGCUGAACAGGUGGCCACAUUCAACUUCGAAGGGACAGAGAUCUCAAUCGACCCUUCAUGUACAAUCUUCAUCACCAUGAACCCUGGCUACGCUGGUCGAGCAGAAUUACCCGACAAUCUCAAGGUUCUGUUUAGGACAGUAGCCAUGAUGAUUCCCGACUACGCUCUAAUUGCUGCCAUCUCACUCUAUUCAAUGGGAUUCGUCAACGCCCGAAGUCUCUCUGCCAAGAUUGUUGCAACAUAUCGACUCUGCUCUGAACAGUUGUCCUCACAACACCAUUACGACUAUGGUAUGAGAGCUGUCAAGUCCGUCCUCACGGCUGCCGGGAAUCUAAAGCUCAAGUACCCGGAGGAAGAUGAGGAUAAGCUCUUAUUGAGGUCGAUAAAUGAUGUCAACUUACCCAAGUUUCUCUCCCCAGACAUACCGCUUUUUGAAGGUAUCAUUAGCGACUUGUUUCCUGGUGUCGAACUGCCCAAGCCUGACUACGGCCACCUUGAGUCGGCCCUGAUCGAUGUGUUGAAGAGUAUGGGCUUACAACCUGUGCCAUGGUUCAUUGAGAAGGUCAUACAGAUCUACGACAUGAUUUUGGUGAGACAUGGCCUCAUGAUUGUGGGUGACCCAAUCGGUGGGAAAUCUUCAGCUUUCAAGUCUCUGGCAAAGGCUCUUGGGAACCUAAGAGAACUUGGACUCAUGGAAGAAAAUGCUGUGCUGUAUACAAUCAUUAACCCCAAGGCGGUGACGAUGGGUCAACUCUACGGUUCCUUUGAUCCCGUCUCACAUGAAUGGUCAGAUGGAAUCUUGGCUAACACAUUCAGAGAUCAUGCUUCCAGCACCACUGAGGAACGAAAAUGGAUUCUGUUUGACGGUCCGGUCGAUGCAGUGUGGAUUGAAAACAUGAACACUGUACUAGAUGACAAUAAAAAGCUGUGUUUGAUGAGCGGCGAGAUUAUUCAAAUGAGUAACAAACAGAAUAUGAUAUUCGAGCCACAGGAUUUGGAGCAGGCUUCCCCUGCGACGGUCAGCAGAUGUGGUAUGAUUUACAUGGAACCGAUGCAGCUUGGCUGGAAUCCGCUCGUCGAAUCAUGGCUGCAGACGUCAAAGGACAUACCUGAAAACUUGACUGUUGAGCAGAGAAACAUUAUAAAGAUGUUAUUCGAAUGGAUGUUACCAGCGUGCCUUGAGUUUGUCUCCAAGAGUUGUCGGCAGUAUGUCACGUGUCAUUCCAUGCAUCUCACCAUGAGCAUGCUCAAGCUUUACGGGUGCAUGUUGGAUGAGCUCAGAGAAAUUGGUAACCAUGACGAUGACGACCACGACAUGUAUGACGAUGAAGAAGAAGAAGAAGAAAAGCCGCCAUCGAUGUCGGAACAGAAACUCAUCGAGGAGCGGACGAACAUGUUGAUCUGUCAUUUCUUCUUCUCUAUCGUCUGGUCAAUAGGGGGCACCCUCGAAGGCCUGUCUCGUGUCAAGUUUGACGAAUUCUUGAGAAACGUGUUGGAUUCAGAGUCGGGAAAAGUGCAAAGGCCAAAGGAUCUCAAGAUUGCACGCAACCUCUUGAUUCCGAAGAAGGGAUCCAUCUACGACUACGUUUACAUUAGGAAGAACUUUGGGUCGUGGUGUACAUGGUCAAGCUUGGUUGAAAAAUUGGAGAUCUCAAGUGGCGCCAAGGUGAACGAGUUGAUCAUCCAAACGGUAGAGACUGUCCGCCAGCGCUUCUUCCUCAACAAAUUCCUCCCGCAGAACAAACCGCUCCUGUUCGUCGGUCCCACGGGAACCGGGAAAAGUGCCAUAACGAAUGAUUUCUUGCUCAAGUUGCCAAAAGAGAAAUACAUACCAAACAAUGUGAACUUCUCAGCUCAGACAUCUGCCAAUCAAACUCAGGACAUCAUAUUUUCAAAACUCGAAAGGAGAAGGAAGGGUAUCUACGGUCCACAGCUCGGCAAAAAGCUAUGCGUGUUUGUCGAUGAUCUCAACAUGCCUGCAAAAGAGAAGUACGGAGCCCAGCCUCCGAUAGAGGUGCUACGCCAGUGGAUUGACCAGGGAUACUGGUUUGAUAGGAAAGAUACAAGUGUCCUUGAACUCGUCGACAUCAUCAUGGUGGCUGCAAUGGGUCCCCCUGGUGGUGGCCGUAACAAUGUCACGCCGCGAUUCUUGCGCCACUUCAACAUCAUCGGCAUCGACUCGUUUAACGAAGAGACGAUGAAGAACAUAUUCCAGCCAAUCAUGGACUGGCAUUUCAAUCAGGGAUUCGAUACAACGCUCAAGCGCUUCUCCAGGAUUCUCAUCCAUGCGACGACAGAAGUCUACCAACAAGCCAUCAGCAAUUUCCUCCCCACCCCAACCAAGUCUCAUUACAUCUUCAACCUGAGGGACUUUGCGCGGGUCGUCCAGGGCAUCCUGCUGCUAGGGCCUAAGAAGGUCCCUAUAGGUUCUGAGGGGGCACAGAAACUGCAGCGGCUCUGGGUACAUGAGGUCUACAGGGUCAUCUAUGACCGGCUUGUUGACGAGGAGGACAGGGAGAUCUUCUUCAAAAUGGUCAAGAAUGUUGUCGAGAGUCAGUUCAAGGAGAAGUUAAAUGCCAUGUUUGCCCACCUUAUGACCCCAGGAAAACAUGUGACCGACGAUGACAUCAGAAGUCUCAUGUUCGGGGAUUACGUCGUGGUGAAAGACGAGGAGAAAUCUUACGAUGAGAUUACAGAUUUGAGUUUUCUACGUGAGACCAUGGAAAAAUACUUAGAGGAAUACAACCUGAUGAGCAAGGCCCCAAUGGAAUUAGUCAUGUUCCAGUUUGCCAUUGAGCACAUCUCCCGCAUCAGCCGAGUCCUCAAACAGCCAAACGGCCAUUGCCUUUUAGUCGGGAUUGGCGGCAGUGGCCGUCAGAGCGCUGCCCGCCUUGCAGCCUUCAUGGCCGAUUAUGAACUCUUUCAAAUUGAGAUUACGAAGAAUUACGGGUUUAACGAAUGGCGGGAGGACAUACGGACAAUGAUGAGAAAAGCUGGCGAGGAAGGGACAUCGAUGGUCUUCCUGUUUGGCGAUCAUCAAAUCAAGGAUGAGUCAUUCCUUGAGGACAUCAACAUGAUUCUGAAUACAGCAGACAUCCCCAAUCUGUAUGAAAAUGAAGACAGGCUUGAUAUCAUUGAAAAGAUGCAGCAGAUCACCCAUCAAGCUGACCCAAAAGCCGAGACAACACCACUUAGUAUGUACUCCAUGUUUGUAGAGCGUGUCAGACGGAACCUUCAUGUUGUCCUGGCUUUCAGUCCGAUUGGGGAUGCAUUUAGGAACCGUCUCAGGAUGUUCCCGUCUCUCAUCAGUUGCUGUACCAUCGAUUGGUUUAGGCCAUGGCCAGAAGAUGCACUGGAGUUGGUUGCACACACCUUUCUGGAUGAUGUGGAGAUGUCACAGGAAAUACGCCACGAAGCAGUCGUCAUGUGCAAACACUUCCAUGAGAGCGUCAGGCAGUUGUCUCAGGAAUAUUACGACUCAAUGCGACGCACAAACUAUGUGACGCCGACCUCGUACCUGGAGCUGAUCAAAACAUUUAAGAAUUUACUAAACAAGAAGCGGCUUGAGAUUCUGACUCUGAAAGAUCGAUAUGUCGUCGGUUUGGAGAAGUUGGAAUUCUCUGAAAACCAGAUCGCUAUCAUGCAAGUAGAGCUCCAGGAGUUGAAGCCCGUGUUGAUUGAAACAAGUAAAGAAACGGAAGAGCUAAUCAUUAUCAUUGAAAAGGAGUCAAAAGAAGUGGAGGCCAAGAAAGCCAUCGUGGAAGAGGAUGAGGCCGUCGCUAAUAAAUCUGCCAUGGAGGCCAAGGCAAUUAAGGAUGACUGUGAGGAGGUCCUUGCCAGGGCCAUGCCAGCCCUGAGCGCUGCCAUCGCUGCUCUAGACACUCUCAGGCAAAAUGAUAUCACAAUUGUCAAGUCUAUGAAGAAUCCGCCAUCUGGUGUAAAGUUGGUCAUGGAGGCUGUGUGCAUCAUGAAGCUGAUUAAGCCAGAAAGAAUGACAGAUCCAAAUGGAAAACAGUAUGAUGACUAUUGGCCUGCAGCUAAAAAGAUGCUUGGUGACAUGAAGUUCCUCGAAUCGUUAAAGGAAUAUGACAAGGAUAACAUUCCGCCAGUAGUCAUUCGUAAGAUCCGGGAAAAAUACAUCACAAACCCCGAAUUUGACCCAGCGAUCAUCAAGAACGUGUCAUCAGCGUGUGAAGGAUUGUGUAAAUGGAUAAAAGCUGUUGCUACAUAUGACGAGGUGGCUAAGAUCGUUGCACCAAAACGUAAGAGUCUCAUCGGUGCAGAGGCUGUGUUGGCAGAACAGAUGGCAAAGCUAAAGGAGACACAGGCGGAGCUGAAAGAGGUGUCGGACAAACUCAGCAUGUUGAUGGACAACUUGAGUAUGAAGCAGCAAGAGAAAACGAAUCUCGAAGACAACAUAGAACUGACCAAAGUGAAGAUAAUCCGUGCUGAGAAGCUCAUCAGUGGGCUCGGUGGAGAGAAGAAGAGAUGGACUGAGAAUGUCAAGAACCUCAGCUACACCUAUGACAACAUUGUUGGUGAUGUACUCCUCUCAGCAGGUGUGGUUGCUUACCUUGGACCAUUUGAAUUAGCUUACAGACAGGACUGUUUGAAGGAUUGGCAUGAGAGGUGUGAAGGGAAAAACAUCCCAAUCUCUGACCAUUUCUCUCUCUCGUCGACCCUCGGCGAACCAGUCAAGAUCAGAGACUGGCAGAUAGCCGGGCUGCCAGUUGAUAAUUUCUCGGUUGACAAUGCUAUCAUUGUUUCCUGCGCUAACCGAUGGCCUCUGAUGAUUGACCCGCAAGGCCAGGCCAACAAAUGGAUCAAGAAUAUGGAGAAAGCAAAUAAGCUUGCUGUAGUCAAACUCUCGGAUCCAAACUAUACGAGGGCGCUAGAGAAUUGUCUGCAGUUUGGUAAUCCUUGCCUCCUGGAAAAUGUUGGUGAGGAGCUUGACCCAAUCUUAGAACCACUGCUCCUCAAGCAAACAUUUAAACAGAGUAAUGUAGAUUACAUAAGGAUUGGUGACCGCAUCAUCGAAUACAGCAAGGAUUUUAAAUUCUACAUCACCACAAGUUUGCGGAAUCCGCACUAUCUUCCGGAGGUCUCUGUCAAGGUGACGCUCCUCAACUUCAUGAUCACACCACUAGGUCUGGAGGACCAGUUGCUGGGGAUUGUAGCGGCGAAAGAAAAACCUGAGUUGGAAGAGAAGAAGAACCAGCUGAUCUUAGAAAGUGCCAAGAAUCGCCGCCAGCUCAAGGAAAUUGAGGACAAAAUAUUGGAAGUUUUGUCGUCAUCUCAGGGCAACAUUCUUGAGGACGAAACGGCCAUUGACAUUCUCUCCUCCAGUAAGGUGCUAUCAGCGGAAAUCUCAGAGAAACAGGAAAUCGCUACGAAGACGGAGAUCGAAAUAGACGAAGUCCGGAAUGGUUACAGGCCGGUGGCAAAACACAGCAGUAUCAUGUUCUUCACAAUCCAAGAUCUUGCCAACAUUGACCCGAUGUACCAAUACUCUCUCAAUUGGUUCAUCAACUUAUACCUACAGUCGAUUAUGAACAGUAAACCCUCAUCAACACUCCAUGAGAGAAUCCAGAACUUGAACGACCACUUCACCUACAGUAUCUACCAGAAUAUCUGCCGCUCUCUCUUCGAGAAGGAUAAACUGCUCUUCUCGUUCCUGCUGUGUAUAGGAAUUGCUAAGGGAGACGGGUGGAUCGAUGACCGUGAGUGGCGGUUCCUUCUGACUGGUGGCGUUGCCUUGGAGAAUCCCUUCCCUAAUCCUGCACCCAACUGGCUCACGGAGAAGUCCUGGGCUGAGAUCGUCAGGUGCUCAGACCUUCCCGCCUUCAAGGGAUUUGUUGACCACUUCAAAGCAAAUUUGAAUGAGUGGAAGAGAAUAUCCGACUCACCGAAUCCUGAAAAAGAGAAAUGUCCAUCGCCUUGGGAUGACCAACUGACUAAGAUACAGGAGUUAAUCGUACUGCGGUGUUUGAGACCAGAUAAGAUGGUUCCAGCCAUCCAAAACUUCAUCACAGAGCGUAUGGGCAAUGAAUACAUCGAACCACCAACUUUUAACUUGUCGCUCAGCUACGAGGAUUCGAGUUUUUUCUCACCGCUUGUCUUUGUGUUGUCACCGGGAGCUGACCCCAUGGCGGGACUGUAUAGAUUCGCCGAGGAAAAAGGAGUCGUACCUCGUACACCAGGUAGCCGACCGAACACGCAGUCAAGCACCAAACACGGAAGACCUGAAAGCAAAGGUGUGACGGGUAACCGUCUUCAGACGAUAUCACUGGGUCAAGGACAGGGUCCUAUCGCUGAGAAGAUGAUUAUGGAGGCAAUUGAUUCAGGAACCUGGGUAGUCCUCCAGAACUGUCACCUGGCGAAAUCAUGGCUUGGAGAACUUGAGAGAAUUUGCGACUCCGUCAUCACAGAUGCAUCAAAAACACAGCCAGCUUUCCGUCUCUGGCUGACAAGUUACCCAUCACCAGAUUUCCCCGUCUCUGUCCUACAAAAUGGCGUCAAAAUGACGAAUGAACCGCCAAAAGGCCUACGUGCGAAUCUACUCAGAUCGUACUUGAACGAUCCAAUAUCAGACCCAGUAUUUUUCAACGGAUGUAAUAAACCGAAGGUCUUCAAGAAGCUCUUGUUCGGGUUGUGUUUCUUCCAUGCUCUGGUACAGGAAAGGCGUAAAUUUGGACCCCUUGGGUGGAACAUCCCGUAUGAGUUUAAUGAGUCUGACCUGCGGAUCAGUGUUAGGCAACUGGAGAUGUUCAUCAACGAAUAUGAAUCACCUCCUCUGGAGGCCCUCUCGUAUCUGACAGGAGAAUGUAACUACGGUGGACGCGUAACAGAUGAUUGGGACCGACGUCUCAUCCUGAGUAUUCUGGCCAUCUUCUACUGUUCAGACACCAUCGAAAAUGACAAGUACACUUUCUCAACUAGUGGAGAUUAUUUUGCACCGGCGGACGGGCAGUACGAUAGCUACUUGGAGUACAUCCGGAGUCUGCCUCUUUCUCCACAUCCGGAGGUUUUUGGGCUCCAUGAGAAUGCUGACAUCACAAAAGAACAACAGGAGACUCUACAGCUAUUUGACGGCAUCCUCCUCACACUCCCUAGAGAGUCUUCUGGGGGAGGUCGCAGUGGUCAGCAGGUGAUUGAGGAGUUGGCAAAUGACAUCUUGUCCAAGAUUCCCCAGGAUUUUGAUCUUGAUGACGUGAAGGCCAAGUACCCUGUCAAGUACGAGGAGUCCAUGAAUACAGUCUUAGUCCAGGAGUUGAUUCGAUUCAAUCGACUGACACGAGUGGUGCGACAGAGUUUGCGUGACACACUCAAAGCCAUCAAAGGUCUUGUCGUUAUGUCCUCGGAACUGGAGGAUGUGUUCGACAGCAUGAUGGUUGGAAAGGUUCCUACAAUGUGGGCUGCAAAAUCCUACCCCUCGCUUAAGCCUUUGGGAAGCUAUGUUGCUGAUCUUCUUGCUCGAAUUCAGUUCUUCAAGGACUGGAUCAGUAAUGGCAUACCAAAAGUGUUCUGGAUCUCAGGUUUCUACUUCACACAGUCAUUCUUGACAGGUGUCACUCAAAACUUUGCAAGAAAAUAUAAAAUUCCUAUCGACCACCUCGGAUUUGAGUUCGAGGUUACGAAGGCAGAGAACACCAUGAGCGCAAAACCUACGAAUGGUGCCUACGUCAAGGGCCUCUAUAUCGAAGGUGCAUGCUGGGAUAGAGAGAAAAUGGUCAUAAGCGAAUCACAACCCAAGUUACUUUAUGAUACUAUGCCUAUCAUUUGGUGUAAACCUGGGGAGAAAGCCAAGUUUGUGGAAAAACAGACAUACAACUGUCCAGUGUAUAAGACGAGUGCAAGAAGGGGUAUUCUUUCAACAACAGGUCAUUCCACCAACUAUGUCCUUGACAUAGACCUGCCUGUCGAUCAGCCUGAAACUCACUGGAUCAACAGAGGAGUGGCCAUGCUCUGUCAACUUGAUGACUAACAUCAUCACUUAGGCCUAAAACCAAUGCAUAACUUGAUCAGUUGACCUGAAACUCACUGGCUCAUCCGAGCAGUGGCUUUGCUCCAUCAACUUGAUGACUUACAUCAUUACGUGGGCCUAAAAUCAAUGAAUAACUUGGUCAGUUGACCUAAAACUCACUGGCUCAUCAGAGGAGUGGCUUUGCUCCAUCAAUUUGAUGACUUACAUCAUUACGUAGGCCUAAAAUCAAUGAAUAACUUGGUCAGUUGACCUAAAACUCACUGGCUCAACAGAGGAGUGGCUAUGCCCUGUCAACGUGAUGACUAACUUCAUCAAAUAGGUUGAGCUCAGUGAUGGGCACCGGACUAAAGGUACCAUAAAUCAGCCUGAAACUGUCAACUGGAUCGAACGGUCCUCUUAUUCAGUCCAGGGAUAGGAAUUCUUGAUGUUGCGUAUGAUACUUUAGAAAUUAUCAUCACUUCUCGAGAUACUGAUAUCAUAUGCAUGCAAAAUACAAAAGCUACAAGUGGCCUUGUUACUAAUUUUGGAAAUUUUUGUUUACGAUGUCAAAAAAUAUAUCUAUAUUUUCAUCCGUCCAAAUUUAUUGCUAUUGAACAAAUAUUUCAGAUUCUUUUGUAUACAUGUAUAUUCUUUAUUCAGUUUUGUACGUUUUGUUGAUUUUCCUUUUUUUAUGAUUAGAUAAGAUAUAGUCAAAUAGUGUGGAUCAGCCCACUUAAUAAAUAAAUCGUAUCAAAUCAGACUCAUAAAAUUUAUGAUUAACGUACUGUGAUAUAGACCCAUGAAGUGAAAAAAAUGUUGUUGUUAUAUUUUUCGUGAUAUAUAUUCUUGCUGUCAUAACCCAUAGAUCAUGGAGAAUAUUGUAAAUAAAAAGUUGUCUUCUCCUACCUUGGACCAAUGUAGUGGUGUAUUAUUUUCAGAAAUGCACUUGCGUCAAGGUUCAAGUCUGGUUGAAACCGCCAAAUUUUCGGGGGUUGGGGGGGGGUCUUACUUUAAAAAGAGAUGCAAAAAUUUGGUGGUUAUCAUCACACUACAGGUUCUGGAUAAUGUUGUUAAAAGUACAUGUAUAAGUAGUGCAAUAUUUCUUGUGAUUGUUUCAUUUCUUGUGCUAGUGUUCAAAUUAUGUGAUAAUCACUACAUUUUUUCUAUUGGCGAGAACUGUAAAUAAUUUGUUUAAAAAGCAUAGUCAACAAUAAGGAGUAAAGAAGGUUAACCUUUCGCAUAGAUGGAGGGGGAGUUGUGGCCUGUUUAUGCAUGACUGGGUCUGGUUGACGAGUCGUGCGAAUCUUUUUUGGAUUUCUUUCAAUUUGCUGGAAGAAGCCCAUUAUCACGUUUAUGAUCAUGAUUUCUUGAUUAAUCAUUCUACAUUUUUCUACUCAUUUACAAAACGUGGUCUGUAAAUGGGAACUUUAAGAAGUGGCCGAACAAAUAGUGGCAAGCUUCUGCCAAUGUGUUUAAUACUUCGCCAAUUUGCCAGAUUAUAAAGAGAAUAGAGUGUUAGCUUGCUUGUAGGUAGUCUCUCAAUAGUGUAAAAACUAACACUUUUUGAACAGACCGAUUAAUAUUCCAUCCUGGUGUAUUUCUUUUCUUGUAUUAUAAAUCGUUGUAGUUGCGUACCAUCAUUGAUGUAUACAUGUAUGUUUAUAAGAUGGAGAAGAGACUAUUUUGAAUAAAUAAUUUAUCGUU
Molecule: messenger RNA, 14558 nt
Organism: Lineus longissimus
Lineage: Eukaryota; Metazoa; Nemertea; Pilidiophora; Heteronemertea; Lineidae
Product: dynein axonemal heavy chain 3-like
Exons: 78
Coding region: 108-12875 (4255 amino acids)
Biological process (GO): microtubule-based movement
Cellular component (GO): dynein complex
Molecular function (GO): dynein light intermediate chain binding; minus-end-directed microtubule motor activity; ATP binding
Source: RefSeq, a predicted model, not a curated record